UAUUACACUGAAUUUUGUGUUUCUCGAGGUGUUCAAGAUGUUCAAGAUCUGCGUGAGGCGUUCGAGAACCUGCGAGAGGCGCGUUCGUUCUCCCACGACGCGCUAAACUACUCGGCUCCGGGUGGACCACCUUCUCCGCCGCGGAUUAAUCAAUCUUCCCUGCGGGAAGGAUGUCGCGAGGAUCAACAACAGCGACAACGACGACGAAGAAGACGAUGGAAACUCGACAGCUGUUUCCGAUGUACGUCAGACGUCCCUUCCUCGAGGGACGCACCGCCCACGUAUUCCUCCAUAUUCGUCGAUCCGAUAUCGUCGCGCGAAGGCCGAUCGUUCACCCUCCUCGUAGACGAUCGAUCGCCCGUCAUAACGCGGAUCCCGCCGCCCACCUACGCCCAGGCUCAAGACGUCGGUCUCACGACUGCCUCAGUGGAUCCGUUCGUCUCUGUAUCUUCGAACGGAACGAGCGAGUGGCCGCGAGUACCAGUGGCUACGAUAUGCCCUCGAUGCGCAGCGCUCGUUAUCACGGUCGUGACAGUGCGUCGAUCCACGAUCACUCAUCUUACAGCAUUAACUCUCUUUUUAUUCGGAUGUUGGCCCUGCUGCCUAAUACCGUACUGUGUCGACUCUUACACCAACACGGACCAUUACUGUCCCAUCUGCCGCACGUACCUCGGGACUUACACACCGUGAUGACGGAUAUGGAGCACGAGGCAACUUAGAAAGCCCGCUUUCUUGCUCAACGGUAUAUAUUAGGAGUGUGAUUUAGUUUUGAGGGUUUUGCAACAGAUGGCUAUAGUGUCAGUUUGUUCCAAUAG
Molecule: messenger RNA, 815 nt
Organism: Ooceraea biroi (clonal raider ant)
Lineage: Eukaryota; Metazoa; Arthropoda; Insecta; Hymenoptera; Formicidae
Product: lipopolysaccharide-induced tumor necrosis factor-alpha factor homolog
Molecular function (GO): zinc ion binding
Source: RefSeq, a predicted model, not a curated record